CGAGCAAGAAAUCGAACAGCUACUCACGAUCGUUGCAACGACGUUGCCAGGCAGUGAGCCGUCAGAGCAGGAUAUGGAGCAGAGUUGAUGAAUUUUAAUAUAUAUGAGUGUGACUGAUCAAGGAGAAACGACACCAGACAAGUAGCAAUGGGUACUUCACGGCUUGUCAUGCGUAUUGUCUCUGCAUCAGUUGUAAUAGCAGAGCAUGCUGGUAGCAUCAUAAGGCAUAUUGCCAGUGAAGGCAAACUUGGUAUCUUGGAGAAAGGUGUGAAUGACUUGCAGACAGAGGCUGACCGCAGAGCACAGAGAUUCAUCACUGCGUCCCUGUCAAAAAGGUUCUCUAAGAUCCAUAUUAUUGGAGAGGAGACAUUGACUCCAUUAGAACAGGUGGCAGACAACUGGCUAGAGCUCGGAUUCGCAGAAGACAUUUUGGCAAAAAAUUGUCCCCAGAAUUUACUGUCCACCAAGGAGGAGGAUGUGGUGAUUUGGGUGGAUCCAUUAGAUGGAACAGCUGAGUAUGCGUACGGGUUUCUUGAUCACGUUACUGUUUUGAUAGGUGUUGCUAUUCGAGGCAAACCCAUUGCUGGUGUGAUACACCAGCCUUACUAUAACUAUAAGGUACCAGGAGCUAUCCUAGGUCGUACAGUUUGGGGCGUCGUAGGCUUGGGCGCAUUUGGAAUGGAGAAAUAUUCAAUCCACUCGGACAAGAGGAUAGUCACUACAUCUCGGCUGCGGCGUAGUAAAACUAACACUGAAGCAAUUGAGGCCCUUAAGCCUGAUGACGUCAUUUACGCAGGUGGCUGUGGACAUAAAACUAUGUUAGUGAUUGAAGGAGCUGCCAGUGCCUAUGUGUAUGGUAACCCCGGUUGUAAAAAGUGGGACACUUGUGCUCCAGAGGCUGUGCUUCGUUCACUUGGUGGCCAGAUGACUGAUUUACAUGGUAACAAGUUUCAGUAUCACAAGGAUGUACAAAGAGAAAACACAGGUGGUGUGCUUGCAACUGUAUCUAAUCAUAAAUGGUGUCUUUCUAGAAUACCACAGUGUGUGAAGGAUGUCUUGCCAACGGAAGGCUGAAGACUAUGGAACAUAUAAGUUGUUAAUUAUAUAAUGAAUAUACACUAGAGGUGUAAUGAUACACUAGGGUCACGAUACCAUACGUAGGUCAUGAUACGAUACACAGACAGAAAGAGAGAUAUUGUCAAUAGCAUGGUAUGAUAAAUUUGUUAUAUCAUGUACGAAUUAAUGUUUUUUAUUAUUAAUGUUCAUUUGUGAAUUUAUAAUUAAAUUACAGAUUGGUCAAUAUUGUAAUGUAUGUUGAUUGGUGUAGUUCACAUAAAUGGCCACAUUCAAAUUUUAGUGUUAUAACUGUAUAAUAUGUAUUCCAAUACUUUUAUAUUGGAAUACAUAUUAUAACAGUAAAAUUAGAAUGUGGCCAUUUAUGUAAACCACGCCAAUCAAUGAUUCAACAUACAUUACAAUACAAUACAAACGUAUUAUGAGUUGUCAAAGGCAUAGAAAUAUAUAGUAAACAAUCUAUAUAUUUCUAUGGCUGAAACACACCAAGACAUUCUGUGUGUGCUCUAAACUAACCCAUAAUCGAAAGCCCGACUCAUGUGCAUGCCAUAAACGGUGCUAAAGUAUGUGUGCAGUAACGACACACACCAGUCAAUCAACACUUGAUUGUUGUGCCGUAACAAUUUUGGCGGCAACACAAGCGCACCACAUAUAUUGAUCCAGAUUUCUACGACAAUCAAGGAUAAUUACGUGAUACUGAAAAGGACUUCAUGAAAUAAAUGAAAGAAUUAAAUUUAAAAGGAAUUACAUGUGCUUUAAUGAAUACCGUAUAUACUCGCGUAAUAACCGCAAAUUUGGCCUCACAUUUCAACCCUGUAUUUGCUCUGCGGUUUAUAAGU
Priapulus caudatus is the source of this 1913-nucleotide messenger RNA. Its product is annotated as DNA-directed RNA polymerase III subunit RPC9-like. The transcript has 2 exons. Gene Ontology annotation, cellular component: RNA polymerase III complex. Gene Ontology annotation, biological process: transcription initiation at RNA polymerase III promoter; phosphatidylinositol phosphate biosynthetic process. NCBI's taxonomy places the organism in Eukaryota, Metazoa, Priapulida, Priapulimorpha, Priapulimorphida, Priapulidae. The coding region runs from base 148 to 1074 and encodes 308 amino acids. The record is from RefSeq and is a predicted model, not a curated record. Gene Ontology annotation, molecular function: 3'(2'),5'-bisphosphate nucleotidase activity; nucleotide binding.